This is a messenger RNA of Hipposideros armiger (great roundleaf bat), 3487 nucleotides long. RefSeq names its product actin filament associated protein 1 like 2 (gene AFAP1L2). Gene Ontology annotation, cellular component: cytosol. The record is from RefSeq and is a predicted model, not a curated record. Gene Ontology annotation, biological process: positive regulation of DNA-templated transcription; regulation of mitotic cell cycle; positive regulation of interleukin-8 production. Lineage: Eukaryota; Metazoa; Chordata; Mammalia; Chiroptera; Hipposideridae. The transcript has 21 exons. Gene Ontology annotation, molecular function: SH3 domain binding; SH2 domain binding. The coding region runs from base 1 to 2598 and encodes 865 amino acids.
AUGGGGCCCCCUGGAAGGCGAGCUUGCAAAAGGCAGGAAUCACGCUGUACCGACCCUGCUUUUGAAUUUCCCACCCUGGAGCAGCUGCUGACAGAGCUGGAAGACUUCCUCAAGAUUCUCGACCAGGAGAACCUGAGCAGCACAGCCGUGGUGAAGAAGAGUGGUCUGGCCGAGCUCCUCCGGCUUUACACCAAAAGCAGCAAUUCCGAUGAGGAGUACAUUUAUAUGAACAAAGUGAUGGUCACCAAGCAACACAAUGCUGAGUCCCAAGACAAAGCGCCCGAGGAGCAGAGCCCACUGACCAACGGGGAGCCCAGCCAGCACUCCUCAGCCCCUCAGAAGAGCCUUCCGGAUCUCCCACCCCCCAAGAUCAUUCCAGAACGGAAACAGUUCUCCGUCCCAAAGAUCGAGUCUCCAGAGGGUUACUAUGAAGAGGCUGAGCCAUAUGACAUGUCCCUCAACGGUCAUUCUGGCAGAUUUCCCCCCACUGGAGUCCCCAGAUGGGUGCAGGUGCCCGAAGGAGUCAUUUACGCCACGAUCACCUUAGAGGAUGGAGAGGCUGUGAGCAGCUCCUACGAGUCCUAUGACGAGGAGGAAAGCGGCAAGGGCAAGUCGGCCCCCUACCAGUGGCCCUCGCCUGAGGCCAGCAUCGAGCUGAUGCGAGAUGCCCGCAUCUGUGCCUUCCUGUGGCGCAAGAAGUGGCUGGGGCAGUGGGCCAAGCAGCUCUGCGUCAUCAAGGACACCAGACUCCUGUGUUACAAAUCCUCCAAGGACCACAGCCCUCAGCUGGACGUGAACCUGCUGGGCAGCAGCGUCGUGUACAAGGAGAAGCAAGUGCGGAAGAAGGAACACAAGCUGAAGAUCACGCCGAUGAACGCCGACAUGAUCGUGCUGGGCCUACAGAGCAAGGACCAGGCUGAGCAGUGGCUCAGGGUCAUCCAGGAGGUGAGCGGCCUGCCUUCAGAAGGCACGUCCGAGGGAAACCAGUACACCCCAGAUGCCCAGCGUCUCAACUGUCAGAAGCCAGAUAUAACUGAGAAGUACCUGUCAUCCUCAGAGUAUGGAAGCUCCGUAGAUGGCCACCCUGAGGUCCCAGAGACCAAAGAUGUCAAGAAGAAAUGUUCUGCUGGCCUCAAACUGAGCAACCUAAUGAACCUGGGCAGGAAGAAAUCUACCUCACUGGAGCCUCCAGAGAGGUCCCUCGAGACAGCCAGUUACCUGAACAUACUGGUGAACAGCCAGUGGAAGUCACGCUGGUGCUGCAUCAGGGACAGUCACCUGCACUUUUACCAGGACCGGAACCGGAGCAAGGUGGCCCAGCAGCCCCUCAGCCUGGUGGGCUGUGAGGUGGUCCCGGACCCGAGCCCGGACCACCUGUACUCCUUCCGCAUCCUGCACAAUGGCGAGGAGCUGGCCAAACUGGAGGCCAAAUCUUCUGAGGAAAUGGGCCACUGGCUAGGCCUCCUGCUCUUGGAGUCGGGCUCUAAGACAGACCCAGAAGAAUUCACCUACGACUAUGUGGAUGCAGAUAGGGUUUCCUGUAUUGUGAGUGCGGCCAAAACCUCUCUGCUACUGAUGCAGAGAAAGUUCUCCGAGCCGAACACUUACAUUGAUGGCCUGCCCAGCCAGGAUCACCAGGAACUGCUGUACGAUGACGUGGAGAUGUCGGAGCUGACGGCUGCGGUGGACCCCGAGGAAGCAGCCCCCGCCACAGAUGCUUCAAGCGAGCCAGACCCCGACCGCGUGUACCUGGACCUCACGCCUGUCAAGUCCUUCCUGUACAGCCCAGGGGGUCCCCAGGCCCAGGAGUGCUCCCCCACACCGUCCCACCAGGACCCUCCAGCUGCAGCCCUCCCUGCAGACCCAGGCCCUGCCCCAGAUGAGCCCCUCCUGAAGUCUACAGAUACCCCAGAGCUGCAGCCCACGGAGCAGCGGGAGAGUCUGGAGACUGAAGAGCCUUCCCUGAGAAUCACGACCAUCAAAAUCCAGACUGAACAGCAGAAAAUCUCCUUCCCACCGAGCUGUCCCGACCCAGUGGCUGUCACCCAUGCCGAGGCCAGCGCACCUGUGAAGGACAGGUUGAGGGUGACCUCUGCAGAGAUCAAACUUGGCAAGAACAGGACAGAAGCCGAGGUGAAGCGCUACACAGAGGAGAAGGAGAGGCUUGAGAAGAAAAAGGAAGAAAUCCGGGGACACCUGGCUCAGCUCCGGAAAGAGAAACGGGAACUGAAAGAGACCCUGUUAAAAUGUACAGACAAGGGCGUCCUGAGCAGCCUGGAGCAGAAGCUGAAGGACAUCGACGAGGAGUGCCGGGUCGAGGAGAGCAGGCGUGUGGACCUCGAGCUCAGCAUCGUGGAGGUGAAGGACAACCUGAAGAAGGCCGAGGCUGGGCCCAUGACCCUGGGCACCACCGUGGACACCACCCACCUGGAGAACGUGAGCCCCCGACCCAAAGCUGCUGCCCCCUCCCGUGCCGCAGACUGUACCCCAGUCAACUCUGCAACAGCCCUCAAGAACAGGCCUCUUUCCGUCAUGGUCACAGGCAAAGGCUCGGUCCUUCAGAAAGCCAAGGAAUGGGAGAAGAAAGGAACCAGUUAGGAAACAUGCUUCAUCUAAAGAUUCUCCUGUCAGUAUGGACCUUGGUGACAAUCUUGCUUCAUUAAAGCAGCAACUCUGGCAGAGGGUGAGUCUGUUUAGAAGGAAAAGCAAGGACCGGGGAGCUGCAAAUGGAAAGCUUCGGCUAAGAGGAGGCUCUGUCCCUGUUCAGAGCCAAAGGAAGUGAUACAACAGAAAGUUGUGAUUUUCAAUGGCACCGAUAUCGCCAGUGUAAAACCGUCUAUGGCCCAGUUUUUGAGAAAUGGUAACAAAGGAGAAAAUACCUGGGACCACACUGAGGCACUGUCCACAUUAAGGACUUUUUAAAGCGAUGCUGUAUUAUAUUUUUUAAAAAAUGUUUAAAAUCCUAUGAUUUAGAACAGUGGAGUGUCUUUUGAGAUUUAACUGACUUUUUACAUUACCAUAGGGGGAAAAAAAAAGAUUACCUUGUGUUUACAGAUUCAGUCCUGUGGCCCUGCCAUUCUUAAGGGAAGAGUUAUUUAAAAUAAUGCCACCUUAGUCCCUGUUUUUGAACUUGAGCUUAAUGUCCAGGCCCCUUCCAAGAGAAAAAGUAGUGAAUUUUGUUUUCGUGGUCUCCCUCUUCUCUGAAAACGGGCAGCGCUGUUCUUUGUGCUGUCCCACUCCUUUCUUCGGGUGGCAUUGCUUAUUAACACAGGUUGAACCAUUUCACCUGUCAUCUCUGCCUCAUUUCUGGGGGUUCUGAGUUAGUUCCCUAACACUGGUUCCUGAGAACAAAAGGUCUUUUGACUCUUAUUGUCUUUCUAAUCCCAGGGCAUUUCUUUCCUUUGUCAUAAAAAACACUUGGUGUCCCUUUACCAAGUGAUGAGUUAGGUUUGUUUUUGUUUUUUUUUUUAAUAAAAUGUUAAUUGUA